AUGGGACACGGGCGCUCACUUCUGUUUCCCAUCGGGUUCACCCUCUUCCUGCUGGCGGUUGACGCGGCCAUCACCAUGGGCCUGGUGUCGUCCAUGGUCUCGUUCCUGCACCACAACGGCCGCGGCCCCUUUGCGGUCGCCCCUCCUGGAGGCUCCCUCUUCCUGCUCGCGGGUGAGCCGGCAAACCUCGUGACCGACCACGGCCACACGACCAAUGCCGCCGGCGGGACAGCCCUGGUCCUGGUCGGCCUGGGCGGGAGCAUCGCCCUGUGGCUGGAAAAGCGGGAACGCAAGAAGUGGGAUCGAUCCUCCCCCGCUUUUCAUCUCUGGACCCUCAUCGUCUUCCUCAGCUGGCUUCUCACCAUGGUCGCCCUCAUCUACACCUUUGUCGAGACAGACAAGACGGGCGGUCAGGCGAUCAACCUGGGCGUCGCCCGGGCAAACCGGCCGCCAACCAAGUACCCCGAUGGCAGGUGGACACCCGAAAACUGGUAUGCUUCCGUGCUAAACCUGCCGUUGGCGAGCGAGAACCAGCGGAGGAUAAUCGAGGGCAAUCUGACCAUCAUGCGGGCCUGGCGGUGGAACCUGGUUGCUCUGUUUAUCCUGGGAUUUGCCUUGCUGGCACUGGUGGCCCUGGAACAGCUCAGGAUGCGGAGGAGCGCUCAAUCGGUGCGGUUCAAUCACGUCAAGGAAGUUAGCGGACGUCGUGACUUCCGCUAA
Thermothelomyces thermophilus ATCC 42464 is the source of this 720-nucleotide messenger RNA. RefSeq lists its product as uncharacterized. Lineage: Eukaryota; Fungi; Ascomycota; Sordariomycetes; Sordariales; Chaetomiaceae. Bases 1 to 720 code for a protein of 239 amino acids. The record is from RefSeq and is a predicted model, not a curated record. The transcript has 2 exons.